Molecule: messenger RNA, 1581 nt
Organism: Morone saxatilis (striped sea-bass)
Lineage: Eukaryota; Metazoa; Chordata; Actinopteri; Moronidae
Gene: atp6v1e1b
Product: ATPase H+ transporting V1 subunit E1b
Exons: 10
Coding region: 168-848 (226 amino acids)
Biological process (GO): proton transmembrane transport
Cellular component (GO): proton-transporting two-sector ATPase complex, catalytic domain
Molecular function (GO): proton-transporting ATPase activity, rotational mechanism
Source: RefSeq, a predicted model, not a curated record
GGUUCUCGCCCUCUGAUUGGCUAGCCCGACCGGAAGUAAACAUCAUGUGACUCGGGACAUCAGCUGAUCCGCCGUAGACAUCUUUACGAGUCACGACUGCGGCGAUUAAUUCAUACCUCCUCGUCUGUGAUUUUCGGGCCCCCGCGGAUCUUUUGACAGCUGCAACCAUGGCGCUCAGCGAUGCCGAUGUCCAGAAGCAGAUCAAGCACAUGAUGGCCUUCAUUGAACAGGAGGCCAAUGAGAAGGCAGAAGAAAUUGAUGCAAAGGCAGAAGAAGAGUUCAACAUCGAGAAGGGCCGUCUGGUCCAGACUCAGAGGCUGAAGAUAAUGGAAUACUACGAGAAGAAAGAGAAGCAGAUCGAGCAGCAGAAGAAAAUUCAAAUGUCCAACCUGAUGAACCAGGCCCGACUGAAGGUGCUGAAGGCCCGGGAUGACAUGAUCUCGGAAAUGUUGAGUGAGGCCCGUCAGCGGCUCGCUACUGUCGCAAAAGACCAAGCCAGGUAUCCAGCUCUGUUGGACGGAUUGAUCUUACAGGGAUUCUAUCAGCUUCUGGAGCCCAAAGUGACAAUUCGCUGCCGUAAACAGGAUGUGCAGAUGGUACAGGCUUCCAUCCAGAGGAAUAUUCCCAUAUAUAAAGCAGCCACAAAGAUCAACCUGGAGGUCCGCAUCGACCAGGACAACUUCAUCUCCCCAGACGUUUCUGGAGGUGUUGAAAUCUAUAAUGGUAACGGGAAGAUAAAGGUGGCUAACACCCUGGAGAGCAGACUGGACCUCAUGGCUCAGCAGAUGAUGCCUGAAAUUCGGGUGGCUCUCUUCGGUGCCAACCCAAACCGCAAGUUUCUGGACUGAGUACCUCUACUGUAUUAGAGAAAAACUCUCCUUUUAUUUUUUAUUUUGUCAUAUGAAACGACGUCAUUCCUCUGUCUGUGAAAUGAAUUUCCGAUGCAAAAGAGACGCAUUGUUGUUGUGUGAUGUAUUGCUGUAUUUUUCUGUGCAUUAAGGGACAUGAUAGACGCUGCAACUCCACAUUACAGAUGUGCGUCGUGUGUACUGCACAGUUGUAACGACUGGUUUACUCUGCUGCUUCCCUUUUUUUGAGGGUCUCAGUUUACACAGAUUAGUCCGGCACGACGAGGUCGGGUCAUUGGCUGGAUGUUUAACAGAUUGUCCUCUAAUUGGAUCAGUUUUCAUGACAAACACAGCAUCCGUGUCACGUCCUCUAACCCCACAUUAUAAGUUGCAUGGGGCAUUGUGUUGCUAAUGGGUGUCUGCUCCAACCAAUCACAGAGAAAAAAUAGCAUCCUAGAAACCAAACUGAAGCCCGGACAUGACCUUUACAGAGUUAAUUUAUUGAUGUUACAUCGACUGUAUGUUGUGUUCUGUCAUCAAUUAAACGAGUGGGGGGGUUAUCAUUCCAGAGGGUGCACUGUAUGUAUAUGAGGUUUCCAGAUUAAAUUAUACGUAUGUGUGGUUGUUGUUUUGUUUUUUUGUUCAUCUCUUCUUCUUUUUUGAUCAUGUCUCAAACUUAAAAUGUUAUAUUGUGGAAAUGUAAAACCUAAUAAAAUAUAAAUCAUUAGUAUCA